Messenger RNA from Oryzias melastigma (Indian medaka), 9427 nucleotides. It is a transcript of the gene fam120c, whose product is annotated as family with sequence similarity 120C. The transcript has 17 exons. The record is from RefSeq and is a predicted model, not a curated record. Gene Ontology annotation, cellular component: nucleus. Bases 1145 to 4291 code for a protein of 1048 amino acids. NCBI's taxonomy places the organism in Eukaryota, Metazoa, Chordata, Actinopteri, Beloniformes, Adrianichthyidae.
GUUGUAUUUUUUGUGCUUCGACGAAACAAUAGUCUCAGUUGAACACUUUUCGUUUGUUAACUCAAUUUCCCAAAAUCCACCGCGAAACUGCCGCCUCCUCCCUCACCACCCUCCCACUGUAUUGGGCCGCGAGGAAGUCGCAAGAUGGCUGAUGUCGCUUGGAAGUAACGUUCCCCUCUGCAACAUGAAGCCGUGAGUGUGGAAGAUAGCGAGGGAGGCACCAUCGGGCUUUUGUUUUUAUUUUCUUUUAGUUACUUUUAUUUUAUUUCGUCAAACAUCCAUUUCAUUCCGCGUCGUGUCCGCCCCGGACUUGUCUUCGGGAGUUGACGCGUCACAUCACGCCGGGACCCUGCCAGCAGCUAACGGCUAGCCUCCGCUAGCAAAUAUAAGUACAGCCACCCAGACUAGCAGGCACAUGCUUAACUGUUUUUUGACACAAAGUCUGACAGCAGGGAGGCAACGAAUAGCAUUUUUGAAAAGUACCGGAACUUCUUAGAGCUCGUGAGAUACAAAUGUAAAGGAAAAAUCGCUGUCAUAGAAAGAACGGUUUUCAAGCUUCUCGUGAGAACAUUAUGUCCGCCAACUGGCCAUCCAGCCUGUGGGUCGCUGACUAAUGCGCAGUAUUACGGAUCUUAAUGUGCACUAACCAGCAAAAGUAUAAUUCGAUGUAGAUUUCUAAACAAAAAUCCACCUUCACGUUUCAUGCUUUUUGUUGCUGUCAAAUAGCGAUUCGAAACCCGGUCUUGUCGAGGCUAAAUUAUGGGAGCAGGAAAUCUGUUGAACUUUUUCUGGUCGUAGGAAGCAACACUGGCCUUUGCUGGCAUCCAACCAAAAAUCCCAAGGGAUGGACACUAAACCGAGUAGCCACAGUCUAAACUGAGAAAUCGGCAUUUCAGUAACUCGGAUUAUUUCACACAUUCAGACUCAAUUGCACAUUUGUGCGCAGGUUUCCACAGCUCGGGUGCCUUUUUCUGUGCGUUUGCGGCGCGAACUUAACUACAGUUUGUCACUACAUCGGAGACGAGCUAGCUUGCCUAAGGUGCACAGCUAGCUCCCGUCUCCCCUACAACACAUUACAAACACGGCGUACAGAACGUAUCUCGACCCCGCUCCCGGCCAGACACACCGGCUGAACAACACCGUCAUGGGAGUGCAGGGCUUUCAAGAAUACUUGGAGAAGCGGUGUCCCGGGGCCGCAGUCCCGGUGGACCUCCUUAAGCUCGCCCGCACGGCGGCCCGUCAGCCCCCUCAUCAUCAUCACCCACACCACCAUCCACAUCACCCCGGGCCCAUGCCUCCCCCGCCUCCGCCUGCCAGGAUCCUGAUCGACGCGGACUCCAGCCUCCAGCGCCUGUACGGCGGCUACCAGACGGACUGGGUGUGCGGGGGCGAGUGGAACGCCAUGCUGGGCUACCUGGCCGCCCUGUCCCAGGCCUGUCUGUACCAGGGCUGCCUGGAGCUGGUCGUGGUGUUCAACGGCACUUUGGGGAAGGAGCGCUGGCCCGAGUGGGCGCGGCGUGCGCAGGGCCAGAGACAGACGGCGCAGCUGAUAGUCAACCACGUUAGCAGCAAGGCCACCCCGCCUCCCCGGGCAUGGUUCCUGCCCCCGGCCUGCCUCAGCCACUGCGUCCGCCUCGCCAUGUUUCGCUUCCGAGUGCGGGUUGUGCAGACUUUGGAGGACCACCACCAGGAAGUGCUGUCUCUUUACAGAGACUACGGGUUUGCCGGCCUCAUCGCUCAGGAUUCCGAGUUUGCCCUUUGCAACGUACCGGCCUACUUUUCCUCACACGCGCUUAAACUGAGCUGGAAUGGCAAAAACCUGACCACACACCAGUAUCUGCUGUCUGAGGCUGCCAGGCAGCUCGGCCUGAAGACACAACACCUGUCACUCUUUGCUGCUCUGCUGGGGAAUCAUAUUCUGCCUGAUGAGGACCUGGCUGCCUUCCACUGGAGUCUGCUGGGACCAGAACACCCGCUCGCUUCCCUUAAGGUGCGAGCCCAUCAGCUGGUGCUGCCGCCGUGCGAGGUGGUCAUCAAAGCCGUCUCUGAGUACGUCUCGUCCAUUAAGGAUUUGGGAAACCUCGACGCCAUCGCCAGAGAUGUUUUCAAACAGUCACAGUCACGCACAGAAGACAAAGUGGAGCGCUUCAAGAAAGCUGUGGACUAUUUCUCAGCUGCCUCCAAACCACGCUCGCCCAGCAUGGGGCCUUCCUCCUUUAUCUUACCUGGGUUUGGACCCACUCCUUUUGGGGGACCACCUGGCCACAUGGGACCCAUGCAGCCUGGAAAGAACCAGUUCCUCCCUCCCCAGGUUCCAGGGCUAAAGCCCCCCUUUCCCAAUGCUCCCUUCGGGCCUGGCUCCGCCGCCCUGUUCCAGGCCCCUCCGCCGCCAUCCCAGGACUGCAACGACACACUGACAGGAAAGAUGGGCUUCUCCGACUGGUCAGCCCCGUAUGAUUCCACACAGGGGGGGAGUCGAUUACCAAACCAUCACACCAGCACCCAGCCUGGUCCUUCCCCGUCUCCUUCCUCAUCAUCAGAUGGAGAGGAGCCCAACGACAGCAACGCAAACCAUUUGACAGACAAGCCCUCCCGGUGGGAGGAACCUGCUGGAAGAGGGGGCUCAGCCUCCGCCGACGGUUCCCAAGGCAACGGGAGCGGGUCAAACAUUCCGUCACUGUUGUCGAUGGCGACGCGCAGUCACAUGGACAUAACCACACCCCCACUGCCUCAGGUCAGUGCUGAGGUUCUUCGUGUAGCUGAACACAGACACAGAAGAGGACUGAUGUACCCCCAGAUUUACCACAUUCUGACCAAGGGAGAGAUGAAGAUGCCAGUGUGUAUAGAGGACGAGUGUAACUCUGAGCUGCCUCCUGCCUCUCUGCUGUUCCGUGCUGCCAGACAGUACGCGUACGGCGUUCUUUUUAGCUUGGCCGAGACACACCGCCGCCUAGAGAGGCUUGCCCUGCGCAAAAGGACUCCUCUGGAAGUUCCUCCCGUGAUCGUCAAAGAGUGGAGCAGCGGUAAGGCCAAGUCAGCCCUGACUCCAGAGCUGGUUCCCGCUCUGUGUUUCCGAGAGUGGACCUGCCCCAACCUGCGGCGCCUGUGGCUGGGUCGUGCCAGCGAGGACCGCUCCAGGAGAACCAGGGCCUUCCUGGCGUGCCUUCGCUCCGACUGCCCAGCCCUCCUCAACCCAGCACAAGUCCCACAGCAUCUGCUGCUCAUGUGCUGUGUGCUCAGGUACAUGAUGCAGUGGCCUGGAGGAAGGAUUCUGCAGAGACACGAGCUCGAUGCCUUCUUAGCCCAAGCUGUUUCCAGUCAGCUCUAUGAGCCCGACCAGCUGCAGGAGCUCAAGGUUGAGAAGGUGGAUGCCCGCGGCGUUCAGCUGGCUGCUCUUUUCAUGGCCGGUGUUGACACAGCGUUAUUCAUCAAUGAUGUCUGCGGGCAGCCGUUGCCAUGGGAACACUGCUGCCCCUGGGGUUUCUUUGAUGGCAAGCUCUUCCAGAGCAAACUGGCCCGAGCCGCCCGAGACCGGGCCGCCCUGCUGGACAUGUGCGAGGGGCAGGAGGAGCUCGUCUCAAAGGUGGAGAAGAUGCGCCAGGCAAUCCUGGAGGGCAUCAACCUGUCCCGCCCUCCUCCACCUCCUCCUCCUCUACCACCUCCGGCCUUCCUCCCCCCGGCCAUGGUGCCCCCCUUCUAUCCUCUGCCUCCUCUCUACCCGCCCCGCCCUAUGGGUGGAAUGCCCCCUCACCAUCACCCGCAUCAUCCGCAUCACCCUGCGCAGCACAGAGCCAGAGCUUUCCCAGACUGUCCGUUUUUCCCUCCAUCCUCAGGUCUUCAGUCCAUCCCUCCUCAGGGAGGGAAACUGGAGAUAGCUGGUAUGGUGGUUGGCCAGUGGGCUGGGAACAAACCAGUCCGCGGGAGAGGGGGGUUCAACAUGCAGGUAGUGUCUGUGGGAGCAGGGAAAGGGAGGGGUAAAGAGACUCCAGCUAAAUUAAAGGGAGGGAAAAAACCAGCUGCCAAUAGAACACAGAUGUCGUCAUCCCCCCCAUCCAGCAGUCCCCCAAAGCCCUCGGAGGAGGAAGGCUCCACACCAGAGACUGAGACUCAGCAGCUGAAUGGCAGCUCAGCAGCCUCCGCCAUUGGCCAGCCCUUGGAGCUGGCCUCUCUGGUCCAGCCAAUCCAGUGUGCCUUAGCCAGCAGAGACAACCAAUCAGAGGGGGUGGAAGUGGAGGCCCCCUGUUGCCUUGACGACUGCCCGUCAGAUGAAGCGCUACAGAAGGAAGAGUGAUGGCGUCCUUGCUAGGACGCGCUACUCUCGGAGAGUUAUCUGUGUUCGACUGCCUUUCCCUGUUUUCGUAGCCCCGUCUGCUAGCCGUGCGGCGUCAUCACAUGGAGCAGGAAGUGAGGCGAGGGCCCCUCCUCGCCUCGCAGCUGCUCCAUCUGAUGGACCCGAGCACCUAGCUGUUGCUCCCUUUUAUUUUUCUCAUGUGGUUUUACAUUGUUUAAUGAAGAAAGGUCUUCUCCACGAGUUCGCAAGCGCCCCGCCCCUCAAAAAGAAUCCUGUACGUCACCCCUUUCACUCAGAGCAAAACGAGCUUAAAGCUGUCCCCCAUCACGACCCACCAACGAAACGAGCCCCCCCUUCCCUGUUUGACAGGAGAAACUGUACAGUUCUUAUUUUAUGAUGGUCCCACGGUUUGAAUCUCUGCACAAUGACGUUGCGCUUGUGAUCACAGUGACUUUUGGGAUGUGGUUUCCAUGGUCAUAGCUGCUAAGCCUGGUCGCUGUGGAUGCUAGUUGUGCAUCGAUGUGAUUUGUUGCCAUCUUGUGAGAUGUUUGUCUUGCAAGGAGCUGCUCAGAGUCUGACUCUGGGCACGCAGGAAUGUUUUGAACGUUAGUUUGUGAGCAAUUUUUGGCACAGCUGCUGCAUGAAUAGUGUCAGCAUGUGUGCUAGAAACAAUCCCCCCCACCCCUGCCCCUAUAGGUUGGUUGAUAACCGUUAUCAAUGGAGCACCACGGAACCAUCGUGAUGAAAUUGUGCUCUCAGAUUUUGACCUAUGUAGCAUAGACUAGUGUUUAUUUGCUCUAAGAGACCCCACGAAUUUAUGCACCUUAAGCCCUCAAGUAUGCAAGAUUGUCCCUUCCCCCUUUUGUCCUUUUGUCCCAAAGCUUUGAUUGUAUUAACCCAGCAGAAGCACUUAUUGUUGUAUUUAAAAAUAAUGAAUCAGAAAAAGCCCCUACAGCUGAAUCCACAGCCGGACAGGCUGGUGCCCUGCGGCUGAGUCAAUUUUCUUAAGAUAUGUAGAAAUACAUUUUAAAGGUAGAGAUCUAUUUGAGAGACGUCAGAAUGUGAACAGAGUGGUUUCAAAAUAAAAGAAGCACUUUGUUUAAAAAAAAAAUGUUCAACCACACUGGACAGUCCUCUACCAGUUGAGAAAAAAACAUUGUAUAAAAGCAAACUCUGAGGCACCUUUUUGACUUAAGGCCAAAAAAAAGACUUAAUAUGCUGCCCAAUGAAAAUGGAGAAGGAUGUUGAGGUCUGGGUGACUGCUGCCAGGCGGCGUUCACCUCACACCGACCUCAUUCCUUCAGACAAGAACUUCUCAAUGAAGCUCAAAGGAUCCUUGAGCAAAGACAAAGACUCAUAGGAAUCAUUUCAGAUUUCUAAAAGUUUAUUUUUCUCCAAAGUGUACAUUAAGGCUCACCUCCUAAGACAGCAAGUCCUGGAAAAAAGGGUGUGGCCUCCAAGCCUCACCGCUCUGGUGACUGAACAUCUGUUGUCAUUACAGUAGCCCGACACUGAGAGCCUCGUUGCGUCACGGCGCUCGAGAUCUUGCCUCAACACGACUCUGUGGGCUGCACAGCAAGUCACACGACAAGGGAGUGAAGGCCGUGCAGCGGACCCAAGCGUGCCGCUCCAAACCUGAAACUUCAAUGAAAUGGAAAUGUUUUAUCAGAGCACUUAUGUUUGUAGAGAGUUAUAGUCCCCCCUACCCCCCACAACGUAGGUUUCAUCUGACAAACAGAAGUAAACACUUCCCACCGAUAGCUGGUAGCGCCGCUGCAGCUAUAGACGCAAUAGACCGACGGAUAUUACCUGAGAGAUCCUCGCCAUGGACAUUGCCAUCUCUCGAGAUUUACUAAGAAAUGCUGAAAAUAGGCAAGUCAACAAAGAAGCACCUUAUUUUCUCACGACGUUGACUUGGCGAUCUAUCGUGUGCCACAAAAUUGACACGAGAAAAUUCUCUCACAAAGUUACUGUUUUAAAGGAAAAAAAACAAACAAAACCCGACUGUGUGUGUGUUAGAGUAGUCACGUCAGACUCCCCCUCAGUUAUGUACUCAACCAUUUACAGAUGACCCGGCUGGGAUCAAAGACCUGCUCUCAUCUCUGUGAGACCGGCCCGCUUCGCCGUCUCUUACGCCAACAUCGAAUGAGAUACGAGGUUCCGACUUGUUAUCCGUUUUUUGGUACCUGUUCAAGCGCUUUAGGUGUUCUAGGUACAGACGCCGGGGCUUAAUUCAAGACUGUAAAACACAAGACACCAAGACUAGACUAGAGAAUAAAAACUCAACUGGCCGAAAAGUUAUCUAGGAGUCAUACACAACUGAUUUCUAUCGGCAUUAAUGCAGUUAAUGUCGCACAUCGUUUGGAGAUAGCUUUUCUGCGGCGAUCCGGAGUGUAAUCUGGUAGACGAUGCCCUCUCUCGAUUCGCGCGCCAGAUAACAGUUAAAGCACACACGACAGCACACAAAUACACACACACACACACAUCAAAGACAGAUGCAUUUGUUACCAGCAGCAUUCUCCCUGCUUUUGUGCUGAAGUGGUUUUUGUGCAGUUCGAGUUCAGUGGAGUUGCCGUCGGUUCGUCACAGAUCAUUUUGGUAACAAUGUCAUACUGACUUCAGAAAUCCCACGCUCACAAGUCUGCAUGCAUGGAUUAAAACGACACGGUUUGGGGUUUCAGGCGGGCUCGGAGCCUGCCGGCCGCCCGCACACACACAGCACAUUGGUACACACACACAUAUAUGUUAAAUCCUAAGUUACACAGUAGCUAGUAUGGAAAAAAAAAAGUCAACACAAGACAUGAUGUAGUGUCCCUCUUUUGUCCUCGUCUGUUUUUAGUUCAAUAGGUAUUUGAUCAGUGAUUUUUAUGCUUGUUAUCCUAACAAUCCCCCCCGUGUUAUGACACUUUUUCUCACCCCCCUCUGCUCACUAGCUUCUCUCUGCCCUCAAACCACCCCCAUAAUUCCCCUGCAGAGCACAUGCAUCCAUUCACACACACCCACUGAUGUUCAUUAAAAGCAAUCAUGCACACAAAACACAAAGAACAAACACAACACGAACACACAACCCCUUCCCAGCGCCCCUCUUAUUUCCGUUUUUCUUCCACUUCCUGCUCUGCCGCUCUGUUAGCCCGUUAGGAUCGUUUCUAUUGGCCGUUUUUCUCUUUUUCUCUUUGGGAUGCCCCACCCCCUAAUCAACCCAACUAACAGUUAAAGGUUAUAUUAACGUUGAUAAUCAGUUUCUGUAUGUAUCUAGCCAGAAUGGAAAAAAAAUCCGAAAAAAAAUCUAAACUCUUAUUCAAUUGUGCAAACGUGUUUUUCUUACUAUUUUUAAUGUUAUUACAUCUUUUAAUCUUCUACCAUUGCUUCAGUUAGUACUGAAAUACGCUUAGCCAACCUAGAGAUUUGAUCUGUAAUGAUUGCCAUUCUCCUUACCUGUAUUCAGUAUGGCAUCUUUAGACCACUUCACCGUUUAUUCUGUAUGUAGGUAAAUAUCGCCCAUUUAUCCAAUUGAAAAUCGUCGUCUGCACUAUGUUUGAUUCUCAUGAUGUCCCCGAAAAUCAUUUAUCUCUUUUUUGAUGGAAGCUGAACUCUGCGCCCUCGCACAAAGCAGCAAAACAUCUCGUGUCAAAACCUGACAACCAAAGUACUCCUUACAUCCAUUUUCCCAUAGUCCUUUGCCUGUGACUCACUCAACAAUUCCCCCCCUCAAGUAAUAAUUUUUCUCAUAAUUAUGAUUAUAUAUGGUAUAAAUAUGAUAUUGCAGCACAUGUAGUUUAACUGACAUGUCUGUGAGAUGAUGGCAUUUUCAUACAGUGGUAGUUGUGGAGAUACAGACUGGCAAGGUCAGCGAGUAUUCAGUUCUGUGGUUGAAACUAGGAACCCGUUUGUGUUCCGGCAUUGUGGGCAAAUCCACGUCUCCGAGUUCUUCUGAUGGAAUCAAGACUUUGUGGGCUGUUCUAAGCAAAUGUACACUUUAUGUGACCCCAUAACUGCACCUGAUGUAGUUACAGAAGUUUCUGCGCCCCAAAUCUGUCCUACUUCUAGUUACUGUGUUAAAACCUGUUUUCUCCCUGGAAUCAGUUUGGUUGAGUGGACACCAGUGGCUGAACCUUCCUAGAAAACAUUCAUCUUUACCUGCCUGCUGGAAAAUCCACAUAGUCAGAAAAAAUAAGUUCAUAUUUGACUGCUAAUUGGAAAAAAAAAUCAAACUUAUUGAACAACUGUGAAUUGUUAUUAAAAGACAAAAUUUAAGAAAAUAUUUAUAUGUAUUUUUUGUGACCCUUACAGAAAUUUAGUUAUUUAGUAUUAGAAUCUGAGUCUUUACUCCUAAUGUUUGACAGAAAAAAUUCAUAAGAACUUCAGUCGCUUUCACCUAAAAACAAAUUCUAAUGCACCUUAUUGUUACAAUUAGAAAAAGUCUUAAGUUCAGUUGAUAGAGCCGAGUCCCAGGAUAAACGUGUACGGUGACGUGUCGUCAAGUGAAACAGUAUUAUUGUCUGUUAAGCAGGAAGUUGAAUGGAGUCAUUGAGAGGAGCUGUACCUGCCCUGAUCUGUUAGAUCUGUGCAUUUCACUGCAGUUUGUUCGUUUUGGAAUAACCGUCUGUCCGUCUCUACACUGCCACCACCCCUAAAGUUUCUGUACACCAACACGUCCACUCUCCUCGCCCCGAUGGCUGAGCCCCAUUGAUUUUAGUCAAUCCUCAGCAGAAUGUGUCCUACUGAAAAAAGAACCCACGACUACCCAAAACGUACCUGUGCAGCAAAAAAAUAAAAAACAAAAAAAAACAAGGUUAAAAUGUAUCCAUAAUAUAAUUGUUAUAGAACUAUAAUCAUCAUCCUCAUUAUUGCUGUUAUAAUUAUGGUUGGUAUAAUUUGUCAUCGUUAGAAUUAUGAAAGCACCAGACGGCUUGAGAAAAGGUGAGAAAAGAAAGAUGUUCUUUUUUUUUUUUUUUUUCCUUUUUGGAUUUUUUUUUUAAAUUUUGUUUUAAAUUUGUCUGGCUGUUGGUGGUCCGAUCUCACAGAAGGAGGGGAGGAAAGGUCCAGAAAGAGACAAAGAUGGCAGUCAUGUUUGUACUGGUUGGGAAACGACUUACAGUGCUGAAAUAAAAUUUAUUCUUUUAGUAAAAAAAAGUA